AUGUCUACUCGUGAGGCCCCAGCAUCUAUUUCAGCCAUUCGUAAUCCAAACAGUCAGCUUGCUGGUCUACCACCUAGACCUCCUCUUUCAGAUGCGGCUUUGUUUUCUUUGAUUUUAACUGUUCGGGAGGCUGGUCGGCGUUUAGCAAUGAGUGAUUACGCCAUCGCUACAGCUUGCACAAUAUUACACCGAGCUCUACGUGUUCUCACUACUGGUGAUGAGCAGCCAGUUACAACACUCGCUACUUCUGGAUCAGCGACUGUCAAUGGAUCUGAUUCAGUUUCUGGUUUCGACUCGAUCGACCAAUCUUUUAAACAUAGCUUAGGAGAUAUCGAUGCACAUACUAUCGCGAUGGCAUCUAUCAGUCUUGGCGGUAAAGUACAAGAAGAACAUCAACGGCUGCGUGAUGUGAUUGUUUCUUAUUACAGGACACUUCACAAAAACCGUCGUAGUCCUCUGGAAGUCGGUGAUGAUUAUGAUCGUUUACGGGAAAGUCUUGUACAAACAGAAUUAUUUCUGAUGCGAUUGUUAGCUUAUCACGUUCGUCGUCCCUCUCUACCACAUCCAUAUCUAGUUCAUUAUCUUCAUUCAUUACUCCAUUGGGUUGGUAAAGGUAUAGCACAACCUUGCGGGUCCGAUUUGAACGCUGGUGGAAAUUCAGUAAAUGCUUCUGCAAUUGCAUUAGCACGACUUCCCGGUUUGGCUUGGUCAAUACUGGCGGAUUCUUAUCAGUCAGCUAUGUGUUUAGAUUUCGCCCCAGAGCAUAUCGCUGCAGCCGUACUGCAUUUAGCUUUACGGAUUGCUGGUGUUGAAAUACCUGGUAAUCGACACUCUGAAAUGGCCUGGUGGCAGGCCAUUUCAGAUAGUUUGUCCCGUGAAAUAGUUGAACAAAUCCAACUUCGAGUAAUGGAUAUUUAUGCAGUGGAUGAUAAAUUUAAAGCCAGUACACUUAAUCGUUUUACUGAUGAAUUUUGAGUACAGUUUGUUCGCAAACACCUUUGCAUUUUUUAUAUUGUUUUUUCAUGUACAUUUGAAAUGUAUUGUAAAGAAAAUUUAAUGUUCAAAUUUGUUAACAUCCUAGUCGUUUUUCAUUGUGUUUCUUCCCACACUUCCCGUUUUUAAUUUGACAAUUUAGAAUGAUCCUAAACAUUGAUUAAUCAAAAGUUUUACGAAAUUCUGU
Molecule: messenger RNA, 1180 nt
Organism: Schistosoma spindalis
Lineage: Eukaryota; Metazoa; Platyhelminthes; Trematoda; Strigeidida; Schistosomatidae
Source: the annotation of a GenBank genome assembly